This is a messenger RNA of Phaethon lepturus (White-tailed tropicbird), 1614 nucleotides long. RefSeq names its product kyphoscoliosis peptidase (gene KY). The record is from RefSeq and is a predicted model, not a curated record. NCBI's taxonomy places the organism in Eukaryota, Metazoa, Chordata, Aves, Phaethontiformes, Phaethontidae. Bases 1 to 1614 code for a protein of 537 amino acids. The transcript has 6 exons.
AUGACAGCUUGUUUCUUCUCAGCAUAUCCGUGGGACAAAUCCUCUUUGAAAUCCAUGCCAGUAGAUCUGCAGCAAUUCGAGAAGCUGGAUGCCUACGCGUUAAAAGUAAACGUCAAGAACAGCGUAGAGGAACUCGUUAAAGCCCUGCUUAAACAAGCCCGGACUGAUCUGGAAAAAGUCCGAGCCAUAUGGAUGUGGAUAUGCCAUCACAUAGAAUACGACGUAGUGGGCUACCAUAACAAAAGCCAGCUGUCGAGCAAGCCCAUCGACGUGCUUCAGACGGGGAAGAGCAUUUGUGAGGGAUACGCUGGGCUCUUUGAACAAAUGUGCAGUGUUGCAGGAAUCCAGUGCAUGAAGCUAUCGGGAUACUCUAAGGGGUACGGGUACAAGAUGGGGCAGACCUUUGCAGGGGACUCCGACCAUGCCUGGAAUGCCGUCUACCUCGAUGGAAGGUGGCAUUUACUCGACAGCACCUGGGGAAGUGGUGCUAUUGACGAUUCGUUCACCAAGUUCACCUUCAGGUACAAUGAGUUUUAUUUUCUGACUCACCCCGCUCUGUUCAUUAACAAUCACUUCCCAGAUAACAGUAACUGGCAGCUUCUUAAGCCCACCCUGACGCUGAAAGAUUUCGAGAGCAACACGGUGCACAACAGCAACUUCUACACGCUGGGCCUGCUGAGCGCAGCCCCGGAGGCAGCCGUCAUCCAGACAGUAAAUGGAAAAGCCUCUGUAUCGGUGGAUUGCCGUUCUGCCACGUUAUUUACAUUUAAGCUGAAGGGAACAGAUGAACACGGUUUAAUGACUUUGAAAAAACAUGGGAUGAGGCUGGACAUCUACCCACAGAAGACAGGGAGUCACAAGCUGCAGAUCUUUGCCAAGCCCUCCAAAGCCUCAGCAGACGUCUACAGCUGCGUGUUAGAAUAUGUCGUAGAGUGCAAGUCUGUGGACAAGGCCAUGCGUUUCCCAAAGGACCUGCAUCAGCCUGUUGGACCAAGCUGGUUCACGGAGCGGCAAGGGUUCCUGAGGCCAUCGCACCCCGACCCCGUCAUUCACACCAACGACGGGCGCUGUUCUGUCACCUUCACCCUGGGCAAAGACAUCAGCGUCUUGGCCUCGCUGCACUCCGAUACCAGCAGCCUGACAGAGGAUAUGGGAAGGCGGCACAUCAUGCAAAUCCACCGUGGGAACCAAAUUGAAUUGAAGAUCCAUCUCCCCCACGCAGGGAACUUUGUCCUGAAAAUCUAUGCCAAGAAGAAGUCAGAUCCUGGCAAUUACGACUACAUCUUCAACUACCUCAUCACUUGCCUGAACACUGAAGUGAAGUGGCCAGCUUUCCCUCAGAGUUACAGCAAGUGGGUGGAAGACUAUGAAAUACUGGAGCCGCUCUCCGGCUUGCUGCCGGCGAAUCGCAACGUUCAGUUUAAACUCAAAAUGCACGGGAUAGCAAAGGUGCUGGUUCAGGCUGAGAACGCUUACCCUCUCGCCCAGAGCAGAGGCUACUGGGAGGGAACCUGCAACACUUCGGGAUGCAGAGAGGUGUUUGUGAUGGUGCACGAGAACGCUAACCACAGCUUUUACUCACACGUCCUGAAAUACGAAGUUGAGACCCAGUAA